Molecule: messenger RNA, 498 nt
Organism: Quercus robur (English oak)
Lineage: Eukaryota; Viridiplantae; Streptophyta; Magnoliopsida; Fagales; Fagaceae
Exons: 1
Coding region: 1-498 (165 amino acids)
Source: RefSeq, a predicted model, not a curated record
AUGGCAGGUGACCCCUUGAAACGUAAUCAGAAUCUAUAUUGCGCAUACCAUCAAAAGCCAGGCCACACCACCGAUGAUUGCAGGAAUCUGAAAAACCACUUGGACCGGCUAGUCCGAGAGGGGAAGUUGAGACAUUUAUUGCAUCACCCUGUCGGAUGGCAGGAACAAUCAAACAUCGAAACCAGGCAAAGUGCAUUGAGGCCGCCCAUUGGCACAAUAAAUGUCAUCCUCGCUGCACCUGGAAGGACUGGAUCCAAUCCUCUCAGAGUAAUGUCAGUGGGCAGGCUCCCGUCUGAAGCCGAUGGCAGGGAAUCUAAAAGGGCCAAAGUGAGUCCCACACCCUUAAUCGGAUUCUUGGAUAAGGACAAACUGGGAACCCUUCAACCCCACGACGACGCCCUAGUCGUCACGCUCAGAAUUGGGGGUUAUGACGUCAAGAAAGUGCUAGUUGAUCAAGGCAGCGCCGUGGAAGUAAUGUAUCCCGACUUGUAUAAAUGA